Messenger RNA from Daktulosphaira vitifoliae (grape phylloxera), 1520 nucleotides. RefSeq lists its product as uncharacterized. Bases 102 to 1484 code for a protein of 460 amino acids. The transcript has 2 exons. NCBI's taxonomy places the organism in Eukaryota, Metazoa, Arthropoda, Insecta, Hemiptera, Phylloxeridae. The record is from RefSeq and is a predicted model, not a curated record.
UUUAAUAAGUUUUAAAUGUAGUUAAGUGAACUUUAGUACAAAAAGUAUAUAGUUAAAAUUAUUAUUUAACUAAAUAUUAUUUUACCGUAGAUAAUUGAGUUAUGUUAUUUCACACAGUUUUUAAAAUCAUUGUAAUUAUUGAAUUGUUUGUUAAACCAUUUAAAUUGUCUAAUGCAAUAGAGACUGGUUAUCCGUAUGAUGUAGAACCCGCUUACAGUCUUCGAUAUUUAAAAUGUUCAUACUUAUACAGUGGUUUAAAUCAUCUGGAACUAUCUAUAUCAAAUAUAAAAGUGUGUUCAAAUAACUCAAAAUUACCCAAAGCUAUCUUCACUUCAUCUAGGUAUGCUUAUGUAGUUAGUAAACAACUAAGUUCGAUAUAUGGUAUUAAUGGUAUCGAAAUUGGUCCUUUGUGGCUAUUAAAUGCUUAUACGAAUAUUGUUGAUGUUAAUAUUUUUGUACAUUCUAAGACAUCUAAGUUGGCAAUUAAUUCCUUAAUACUUGAAAACAUAUUAAAAACCUGUGAUUAUAUUGCAAGUAAGUAUAAACAAGAUAUCAUUAAUAACAAUUGUCGAAAAGACAGUAUUUAUCAUAAAAUAUAUGAUAAGGAUUUUAAAGAUUUUAAAUCAUAUAAAGGUUACACCAUAUCAAUUAACCAAAAUUGUCAUAAAAUGGAAUUUAUGGUAGACAGAAACAAUAUAUAUACUAAACUUAAAUUGGAUAAUAUAGACAUGUUUAAUAGUCACAAUAUAUUGUUGAGAAAAUUAGGAAACAAUUCGGAAACAAUUAAAAAUCUGCAGCAUACGUUUAACGUCCGAGUGAUGUGGGGAAAAUCUGACUCAAAAAUAGUACACUACUAUAACAAACUUCAUGAACUUACUUGGAAUGAAGACCAUCUAUUACCAUUCAAAGUGUACUAUACAUCCAUUUUUGAUUUCUUACAAAUUAUCAUGUUGAGGUUAACUCGUAAGCAUUUCAUGUAUCUAAUGCAUCAAAAAGUUGAGUAUAUUCAAGAUUUUACUAUACGAUGGUUAGAAAUACUUGAAGAAUUUGUAACAAUUUUGCAUCCCGAAAAUGUUUUAUACAUUUUUACUAUUAAAUCAAACAUUGAGUACUUUGUUCGAGAUUUUCCUAAGAUAGGAAACUCUGUUGAUUUAGAUAAUCUUACAUUCUAUUUUAAUAAUUUUACGAAUAAAUUAAUUCAUCAAUUAGACAUGUUUGCAUUCGAACUUUGUAAAGAUUUAGAAUGUAAUGCCAAUACACCAAUAGAAUUGAAUGGGAAAGAGCUUUUUACAAUAAACCAAAAUGAUCAACGACGUUUCAUGCAACACAACCUUAAAUCUAAUACAACAGUUGAAGUAUUUAGUAUUGAAAAUACAAAAGAGUAUAUUAAAUUUAUUAAAACCAUUUUCAAUGGAUUUGAUUUUAAUAUUAUUCGAUCUUUCAUGAAUUAUAUUGACGAAAUAAGUCAAUACAAAUUAUUUUAAUUCUUAAUGUAGAUAUUAUAUAAGUAUAAUAAUAAA